UAACUUUCGGAGUUUCAAAAAGCAAACAAUCAAUUUUUUGUAGCUUUUACAAAUAGACAUUUUUCAAUUCAAAUCAAUUUCCUGUAAUAUGAAAAUUCUUAGACUUCCGCAAAAUCUUUUACAAAAAUAAUUCAGCUGAUCGAAAAAUUGGUAGUAUAUAUUCCCGUUUGAGAAGAAGAAGAGUGCACGCAGAUAAAAUGCACAGAUUAUGUCAAAAAUUAGUGAAAAGAAUUCGCAUACCUUCGGUAAAUUACUUAUCUGAUUAUGGACGCAAUGAUCUGAACGAUGUUGUCAUUGCUUCUGCCGUACGUACGCCCAUUACCGGCUUCAAUGGUCAGUACCCGGCUUUACCGGUAACCAAGUUAGGCGCUGUGGCUAUCGAUGCAGCGCUUAAACACUCUGCUGUACCACCGGAAUCGGUGCAGCAAGUCUAUUUUGGCAAUGUCUUAGCUGCUGGUGUUGGGCAGGCGCCUGCACGUCAAGCUACACUCUUAGCCGGUUUGUCAAAACAUGUCUGUUGCACAACAGUAAGCGCCUCCAGUGUGACUGGUAUGAAAACAAUUAUGUUUGCCGCACAAGCUGUUAGAUUAAAACUAGCAGACGCCGCAAUAGCAGGCGGCAUGGAGAGUUUAUCUAAUGUACCUUAUUAUAUGCCGAGGACAUAUCUUCAUGCUGGGGAUUUCGCUAUGCAAGAUGGUUUAGUUUCAGAUGGUAUUCCGGAGGAGUAUAAAAAUAAAUUUCCUAACACACCAGGAAUUACGAAAGAAGAUUUCUUAAAUUAUGCCAAAGAAUCAAAUAUGCGUAUGCGUAAAGCAUCUAGAGCGGGAUUUUUCGAUUUGGAAUUGGUGCCAUUACGUAUAAUGCAGCACUCCAGAAUACCUACUAUCGUGACUGAGGAUGAAGAGCGUCCAUUACAAAGUAUGGAGGAGUUGAUAGAUAAUGAGCACAUGUCACCAAUGAUGGGCGAUGGUGCAUCCGCCUUGGUUUUAACUACAAAUGAAAGAGCUAUACAAUGGAAUAUAAAACCACUAGCUCGAAUAAUAGCAUAUAAUGAAUCAAAAACAAAUGGCUCCGAUGUUUUAACAGCGCCCACACUGGCUAUAAAGCGGUUAUUACAACAUACUAAUUAUACGACAAAAGAUGUGUCUUUAUGGGAGCUUGACGACUCAAUUUCAGCCGUGCCGUUGGCUGUAAUAAAGGAAUUGGAUUUAAAUCCAGAACAGGUGAAUGUACAUGGUGGAGCUGUAUCCUUUGGUAAUCCUAUAGCGAUGUCGGGUGCGCGCUUAGUAACACAUUUAGCGCAUGCUUUAGAACCAGGACAAAUAGGUUGUGCAGCGAUUACAAAUGAAACAGGAAAUGCAUCCGCACUAUUGAUUGAAAAAAUUUCAUAUAGUGAGGGCAUCACAAAUAGUAUUCCUCAUUUAACAUUAUAUACUAAGGACAACUGUGCAUUAUGUGAUGAACUACUAAGUGAAUUGGAAAUAUAUUUUGACGGUCAAUAUACAAUAGAGAAGGUAGACAUCACACAAAAGGAGAACGUGCGGUUUUUGCGUCUUUAUCGUUAUGAUAUUCCAGUGCUUUUCUUUAAUGGACAGUUCCUGUGUAUGCAUAAAUUAAAUGUGAAUCUUUUAGGCAGAAAAAUGGAAGAAUUACGAAUGAAAAACACAAGUUGAGAAAAUAUAGCAUAAUAUGUACUAAAUGAAAUGCUAGAAAGAAAACAAAUUAAUGCAAAACCAUAUAUUGUUUAAAAUAUGAAUAAAAAUAAAUUCAAUUUAUUUAAAAUUA
This is a messenger RNA of Zeugodacus cucurbitae (melon fly), 1785 nucleotides long. RefSeq names its product acetyl-CoA acetyltransferase, mitochondrial. Lineage: Eukaryota; Metazoa; Arthropoda; Insecta; Diptera; Tephritidae. Gene Ontology annotation, molecular function: acetyl-CoA C-acetyltransferase activity. The record is from RefSeq and is a predicted model, not a curated record. Gene Ontology annotation, biological process: fatty acid beta-oxidation. Bases 198 to 1673 code for a protein of 491 amino acids. The transcript is spliced from 3 exons.